GGGUUUCAGAAAUGAUGAACUUUGGAGCACUUAAUCAUUCAGGCAUGAUUCGUCCAUGCAAGCGUGAUAAUUCUAUGUAACUUAUUCCUCUUCAUACUAAACAUAUUGUUCUAUACCCAGACCAGAUUUGUUCGUUCAGAAGUACUUAAUACCGUAAAACUGGCUGUCACAAUAGGACAAACUGGGUAUUGAAACUAUUGAAGGUCACUGGCAAUGACAACGAUAAUACCGCAGCUUUUAUUAUAAGAUAAGCUGGACAAAUAGAUUUUAUUUAUUAUUCUUCACGAACAAUAAAGUUUAAAUCUUAUUAAUGUAAUUUUUGAUCCAAUCUUCAAGAUAUCUUUUAUUGACUAACGACUUUUUAUACUGAAUAUUCUUGAAUUCUUUGCACUCAAUACAAACCAAAAGACAUAGAAAUCGAAUUUCUGUGUUGUUAUGCAAUUUGUUGUGAUAAUGUACUUCUAGACUGCCUAGUCCCAACAGUUUGAAAUGACAUGGCUUCCGAAGUUUUCAACGAACCAGCCAACAUCCUGAUGGUAAACGGUGCUGUUGAUCGUUAUGGAUUCUUCGAAGGUGAACAAUUCUGCGAAACAAACACGCGGUAAGGUGGAUCAUCAGGUUAAACCAAAAUACACAGGAAACUUUCUGAAUCCUCUUUGAAUAAAAUACGCCGAAAAGAAUUGAAAUGGCAAAAUAUGCUGACUGAAUGGGAUAAAUGGAUGUAUUAUAAAACAGAUCGGGUGAGAAAUCAAUGUCGAAAAGGUAUUGCACCGGCUAUACGUUCAAGAGUGUGGCAGUAUCUCUGUGGAAGCCAUAGAAUAAUGCAGAUGGAACGUGGGAAAUAUCAGGUACUUUUGAAAAUGUCGGGUGAUCCAAAGACAAUUUCACAAAUCAAAUUAGAUGUCGACAGACAGUUACCUAAUCACGUACUUUUUGCUACAAGCCAUGGUAAUGGAAAAGCAUCUCUGUUCAACGUACUCAAAGCAUAUUCACUGCUACAUCCUGCUACUGGCUACUGCCAAGCUCAAGCACCGAUUGCUGCAGCGUUACUUAUACAUAUGCCAGAAGAGGAUGCAUUUUGGACCUUUGUCUGUUUAUGCAACCGAUAUAUGACCGAUUAUUUUAAAUCGGAUCUUGUACGUGUCAAAAUUGAAUUGAACAUGUUAUUUGAAUUGGUGAAGAAAUAUCAACCAGAUAUAUAUCAUCACAUGGUGAAAUGUAACACAGAGCCAAUAUAUUUUGCUAUUGACUGGUUCAUGUGUUUGUAUACACGCAAUUUGCCAUGGUCUACAGUCCUCCGUAUAUGGGAUAUGUUCUUCUUCGAAGGUGUGAAGGUUUUAUUUCGUAUUGCACUUUCUAUAUUUCAACUUUUACUGGGAGAUUCGAAUUCAAGAAGAAGAUUGAAUUCAAUGGAUAAAUUAAUGGAAUCUUUACGUAAUCUACCUAAAAAUAUAGUCGGUGAACAUGUGCUUAUUAAUCAUUCAUUUCGUUAUACAUUUAUCACUAAACAAGAACUUGUAAAACUGUAUCGAACACAACUAAAGUCUAUUGAGUUAAUAUCAUCAUCUUCAUCCUAAUUUCAAUGUCUUAUUCAUUUGAAUUAUGCUUCGAUUAAUCGAUGAUUUUGUUUCUUCUAGUGGAAAUCACUCUGUUCUUUUUCUUCUUCAGAAUUUACUUUUGCAAAUGUUAUAUUUCACUUAAAUUCAUAUAACACUGUUUAACUGCUCAAAUUCUAAUCCUUUUUUAUUUUGUUUUGUACGUACAAUCAUGGGAGUGAAAUCAUUUAAGCAUAAACUCCAUAUUUUGCUAGUUCUAUUGUGACUUCUUUAAAAAGAGCCCUUGUCAUUUGAUUUGAUAAUUUUAAACUUUACAUUUACUUCAUUAAUUAAUGUAUCUCUGGUUAAGAUCACUGACUUUCAAUUCUUUUAUACCUUCACGAAAAAAUGUGUAAAUUUAUUUGUUCAUAAAACAUUUGCUAUCAGUUUUACUUAAUAAUUUUUGCUUGUCAUGCUGCUGAGUAAUAACCAAGUAAUCCAACUGUCAUCCAUUUAUAAGAUUAAGUCUUUUGAAAGAAAUGAUCAAUCGGUCAUUACAUAUUAAAACUCGGUUAUUUUCUUUUACCUUAAAUGCAUUUUGUACAAAUAGUAAAUUAGGCUAUUUUUUACAUCAAUUAAAUACUAUGAAAAGCUUAACUA
Messenger RNA from Schistosoma bovis, 2195 nucleotides. Lineage: Eukaryota; Metazoa; Platyhelminthes; Trematoda; Strigeidida; Schistosomatidae. The record is from the annotation of a GenBank genome assembly.